Molecule: messenger RNA, 1808 nt
Organism: Sycon ciliatum
Lineage: Eukaryota; Metazoa; Porifera; Calcarea; Leucosolenida; Sycettidae
Product: E3 ubiquitin-protein ligase TRIM56-like
Exons: 2
Coding region: 199-1689 (496 amino acids)
Molecular function (GO): ubiquitin protein ligase activity; zinc ion binding
Source: RefSeq, a predicted model, not a curated record
CUCCGUGUGCAGCAGAAAUCGGGGUGUUGAGCUGUCUGUGGGACAAGCAAGGCAUGUCUCUGACACACACUGCAUGCAUUUUGUGCCUGGUUUUCCUGUUCGGAUUUUUUGUUUCUUUUAGAAAGUCUUUCUGGUGCACAGUCGGUGUUUUAGAUUUGGGAACUUUGUCUUGGGGGUAGCCUAACUGUUUCAUCAGCCAUGUCCAGACCAGAGUGUGGAUCCUGUAGAAGUAGUAGUAAGCAUGGCAAACUGUUGAAGUGUUUGCACGCAUUGUGUGUGGAGUGUUUGGAAAAAUACAUCAGUGGCAAGGGCUCUGUGGGUUGUCCUGAAUGUGGAACAACCACUCCAGCACCACAGAGAGGUGUUCCCUUGCUGCAGUACCUGCCAAAUAGUGAUGUUUCCAGUGAUGGAAAUGAGGCUACUGCUAGCACACAGUCCAGAAAGUUGUGUGAUGAAUGUGCUGAGGAUACUAGAGCAGUGGCUGUUUGUAUGGACUGCGGUGACAGUCUCUGUGCCAUGCAUGCCGAAGCACAUCCUGCAUCUCGCCGGACUUACAAGCACAAGGUUGUGCCACUCAGUGAGGCCGUGGAACAUACAGGUGAUAGAACAUUAGCCAGCCAGCACAAAUGCUCAUUCCACCCCUCGUUUGUACAGUGUUCGUAUUGCUUGAGUUGUGAGCAGCUAGUGUGUAAGCAAUGUGUAAGCAGUGGUGAUCAUGCUGCUCACAAUGUGCAGACUGUCACUGAUGCAUCUUCUAGCAUUCGCCAGUCCUUGAAAUCCAAGCUGACUAACACAUCAUGUGGAAGUGGCAGUGUUUUUGACGAGUCGAUCAAGAAGUCUGAAGCGGCACUGAGUGGACUCCGGGAUGAAACAGAAACUGUGUCCUCUCGUAUCAACGAUGUUCUUGGUGGGCUGAAGAAAUCGAUUGAAAAACGUCAACAGGAGCUUCUGGAUGAGGUGGAUCGACUGCAGUUGUCACAUCUUCUUCCCCUUGAAGAGCAGAAGCGGCAGGUACUUGCUGGUGCCUCGUAUAGCAAGAAAGUUCAACAUCUGGCAGAGAACUGCAAUGAGGAUGUGAAUUUCUUGAAGAUGAGUAGAUGGCUGGAGGACGCAGCGAAGAAUGCUGUGAGUGCGUCCGAGAGAGAUGUGACUGUGUUUGCUCCGGGAACUCUAUCGUUUUCACCAUACCACGUUGAGGAGCUGACUGCAGCCAUUGCCAGAACUGGUGUGGUGAGUGACAUUGGUAUGCUGUCAUCGGAGAAGAGUAGCAUGACUACUGCAGCCAGUGUUGAGGAGGGAGACGACCUUACCGUGAUCAUUGAGCCGAGGAACGCCCACGGUGAUAGUCUGGCUGUGACGGAGGCACAUUUGUCUGGUGUUCACGUUGAAGUAACAUCUGCGGACAACACCACCGACACCAUUCAGCCUAUGCUGAUGCCCGACAGUAGUCCUAAUGAAGGCACUAACAUGAUUGCAACGUACAAGACGACCGGAAAGAAGGGUUCAGUGCAGGUAUCAGCCAUGAUUGGAGAUCACCAUGUAGCUGGAAGUCCUGCAAUGGUUACCAUCGUGGAUCCGCGACCACAGUUUGAUCCCAACCAAUGCCAUGCUGAUCUUGCACUGUCAAACAACAACCGUACGGUUACUCGUGGAGCGACUUCUACCGGGAACUGGAGAGUCCACGACUAGACACAUAUCAAAGAGGAAUUACCACAUCGUUUGGAUGGUACAGCCACACCACAAGUGAUUCUGGUAACUGGACAGGCAGUGCACUGGGUCAACCAUGGAGAGCCGGUGAUAUCAUUCGC